Molecule: messenger RNA, 1168 nt
Organism: Schistosoma turkestanicum
Lineage: Eukaryota; Metazoa; Platyhelminthes; Trematoda; Strigeidida; Schistosomatidae
Source: the annotation of a GenBank genome assembly
AUGAUUGUCAACCAUAAAUGGGAUUCUACAAAUGAUGAAACAAACAAGUUAAAUUAUUUAUUUGAAAAUAGUUCUUUAUUACCAUCAGAUUUGAUAGAUUAUCCUAAUCAAAUUGGUGGUCAUGGCCUACUAUUUGGAAAUAAAUGUAAAAGAAUUCGUCUAUUUCUUGGUUCAAAUCAACCACGUGCUAGUCGAUUAGCUAAACAAUUCGUUCGAAAAUUGUCAGAAUUAGCUCAUUGGUUUGAAAAUCAAUCAACUUAUCAUUUCUAUGCUAGUUCAUUAUUAUUAGCCUAUGAUACUGUCGCCUUGAAUAGUUCUCCUCCUACUCCUGCCUAUCAGCAUCAUCAACAGCAACAGCAGCCGCUGAAACAUUCACACUGUAUUAACGAUUGUACACAACUAGACGAACCUACUGAACCAUUCACCACCUCGUCAUCAUCGUCAGUAGCAGUAAACGCAGUAGUUGACAGUAUGGCAACCAAUAAUAGUAAUAAUAAUGAGACAACGGCAACCGUAACAUCAUCAUUAUCAUCAGGUGAUGAAGAACAAGACAUACAAGAGGAAGAUCAUGUCUUAGUGUAUUUGAUUGAUUUCACCCGUUGGGAAUUAAUGUCCAAUUCGAAUAAAAUGAAAGAUGAAAAUUUUUUAUAUGGUUUAAAUUAUUUAAUUAGUUUAUUUAAACGUGCAUCAGUUGAAUCGACCACCACGACCACGACCACCAUCACCACUAUUGAUUGACAAUAAAAAGUUUUGUAUUUUUGUGUAAAAUGUAUGUAUGUAUGUACAGUAUAGUAAGUAGUAUAUUAAGUAGUAUAUGUAUGUAUGUAUGUUCAAUUUCUCCUUUUUUGUUUUCUUUGUUUUGAAUCGUGUUGUUAACAUUUUUAUUGAUGAUGAUGAUGAUGAUUAUUAAUUAUUUUUUGAUAAAAACAAAUAUCACAAUGUAUGUGUGUGUGUGCGUGUAUUCAAUGAUCAAUGAAUGUAUCGUGCUCAUUUUUUUUCUAAACAAAUUGUUUUUUUUUGUAAAACUGAUCCCCUCCCGCCAAAAAAGUUUUUUUUUAAAAAAUAUCAUAGUCUUUCACUAUUGUUAUUAUUAUUACUUGACUAUUCUUGUUUAAUUGUAAUUGUAGUAUGAGCGUUUCUUUUUUGAAAAAAUUGAAUUUUUUGAUUC